Molecule: messenger RNA, 1988 nt
Organism: Cercospora beticola
Lineage: Eukaryota; Fungi; Ascomycota; Dothideomycetes; Mycosphaerellales; Mycosphaerellaceae
Gene: MDM12
Product: ERMES complex subunit MDM12
Biological process (GO): mitochondrion organization; phospholipid transport
Cellular component (GO): ERMES complex
Molecular function (GO): lipid binding
Source: RefSeq, a predicted model, not a curated record
GUUGUGACUUGCUAUGGAAAAGGAUGAGCAAAUGCUGCGAACAGCGGAUGUCAUGGAGCGCACGACUUCCCUGCAACAGCCGCCACUUCCCGACCUCACGAACAGUCGUCGGUAUCGCUCACCACAACAAGAAGAUGCACAUGACGCCGACAUCAGCGUCAUUAUCUCACAUCACACUUCUGCCCCGGUCCCUCGCACCAACACUUUCCGAUGUCAAUUGAAAUCAAUUGGGAGGCUCUCACUGGCGGACCGGAUGGUGAAGCGCUGGCCGAAACCAUCCGAGAGUUCAUCCACGAACGCUUCCAGUCCAUAGCGCUUCCCAAACUGAUCCGUUCGGUCGCUGUUCAUGGGUUCGAGUUUGGCAAGACACCCCCCGAGAUCGUCCUCAAGGAUAUCGGUGAUCCACUGCCCGACUUCUACGAGACAGAUGACGAUGCAUCGGUUCUAGAAGCGCCCGCCGAGCAGGACGCCAGUAUUCUCACUGAUCCUCGCCAAGCAACAACGCGGCACGCGCGUGGUGCAGAUGGCACGCGACGUCAGUCCGAAAUAGAUCUGCUGGAUCGCAUGGGCAGAACCGGGCUUGCGAGAGGAACAACUCCUGGUGUGCUUGGAGCGACCUCGAAUCUUGGCUACUUCCACUUACCUCUCUCCGCCGGCCUGCCUGGGACACAGACGCCCCUAGCUGCAGUCGCUGGCGGCGGCUUCCCAAAUAGUCAGGGGCCUCAUCAGCAUCAAUACCAACAUCACCACGCGGACUCGUUCAGCUCAACUUCGCCACCCUCCUUGGCUACUCCGACUUCCUCGCAAGGCCACGCAUACCGCGAGCCGGCGCCUGGCUCAGCCAUAUCCGACGACGCCGAUGCACCGCCGCUCCCUCUUCGACAUGAUCACCCAGAGAUGAGCCCGGAAGACACCCAGGUUGUUUUCCAUGUGACGUACGCUGGCGAUAUCAAGUUGUCUCUGACGGCAGAUGUUUUCCUGGACUACCCGAUGCCUAGUUUCGUCGGAAUCCCCUUGAAACUGAGGAUUACAGGUCUAACGUUCAAUGGCGUCGGCAUUCUGGCAUACAUCAAGAAGCGAGCGCACCUAUGCUUUCUGAGCCCUGAAGAUGCAGAGGCUCUUGUAGGAGGAGAGCAGACCCUUGAUACCCUCAACGAAAAGCCCUCCACUUCAGAAGAAGCUGCCAAGGUGAGCAAGGUAGGCACUUUACUCGAAGACAUCAGAAUUGAAAGCGAAAUGGGGGAGACGGAAAGUGGAAAGCAAGUCCUGAAAAAUGUAGGCAAGAUUGAGAAGUUCAUCUUGGAGCAGGUGCAGCGCAUCUUCGAAGACGAAUUCGUCUACCCGAGCUUCUGGACCUUUCUCGUCUGAAGGAGCUGCCAUUCGAUCCUUCGCAGACUACAGCAUGGCAAUGUCGCGACUUCAGCACAUGUCGUUGUCUCCCUCACACGAGAGUCGUGCGCGCGAUCGCGUGCAUCAACGCGCAUGUUGCAUGGGUACAGAGCGCCUUGCAGAGCAUCCCGUGAGUCGUGGUACCAGAGAGACAACCUUGCUUUGCAUCGGCCCGUUGUCACACGCAGCUGUCAAAAUCUGCAGUGGCACUUGUGUACGACUAUGGUCACCUCCCACAGCGGCGGCCAAUAAUCGGAUGUGGCACAUGUGCGCAUUUCAUUAUCGACUCCGGAUGCGCUGCUGUUCUCUUGCUCAUGCAAUUGCACUAUACACUCCCAUGUCGUAGCUCUCAUCACACCGGGCCGCCUGUGACGACGGAUGGAUCUGGUGCACGGCAACGAGUCAGACGCGCGGCUGGUUUGACAGACGAGACUGAAGAGCUUCACGGACGAGCAAGGCACAGCUUCACAAGUCACGCAUUAGCAGCUUUUCCUGCCGUCUCUCGUGCACUCGAUGCCAGUGGACAUUGCUCAAACUACGGACGUAGCGACUCAGCACCUUGUCUAUAGUGCUGAUACGAAGGGAUUGCAUGAAACUAA